This is a messenger RNA of Lepisosteus oculatus (spotted gar), 3254 nucleotides long. RefSeq names its product CD99 antigen-like. NCBI's taxonomy places the organism in Eukaryota, Metazoa, Chordata, Actinopteri, Semionotiformes, Lepisosteidae. The record is from RefSeq and is a predicted model, not a curated record. Gene Ontology annotation, cellular component: plasma membrane. Gene Ontology annotation, biological process: homotypic cell-cell adhesion; positive regulation of neutrophil extravasation; T cell extravasation.
UAGAUGUCUGCGAUUGGGUCAUAAACCGGUCUGUCUUUAUUUUGGGUGGAGGAGGUAAGCAGGACUGAAUGUUGUCAGCUCCCGCUUCAUGUUUCAUCUUUGUUUGACAAAAGUUUGUUUUUGAAAGCGUCACAGCUUUGUUGGCAAGGACUGGGAGUUUUUUUUUUCAAAGCAUUACUUAUGCAUAUUUAGAUUUUAUUUUAUAUUUCUAAGUUUUACAAAGCGGCAAUGAAGUACUUAAGGAUUUUACUAUUCGCAAUUCUGACAAUCGUAGCGCAAGGACAAGAUGGUUUUGAUCUUUCAGAUGCUUUAGGUGGUUCAGAUCCAGUUACUGCAAAACCUAAACCAAAACCACCAAAGGACACUGGUACUGGUGACUUUAACCUUGGAGAUGUUUUUGAUAUGCCAGGUCCCACUAAGCCUCCAGUGACUCCUAAACCAAAGAAACCUUCUGGAGAUGAAUUCGAUCUCGGUGAUGCUUUAGGAGGUCCAGAUCCCCAUCCUACCAAGCAACCAGCAGUUCCCCCAAAGAACCCUGGAAAGGGUGGAUCUUUUGAUAAUGAUGAUCUAGGCUAUGUUGCCGGAGAAGGAGAUUAUAAUCCUGAUAAAGGCAAGAGUGGAGGCAGGAGUGGAGGGAGAGCUGAGGGUGACACUCAAGGAGGAUCUGAUCAACCUCAAGCAGAAGGAUCUGGUAAAAUCGCUGGUAUUGUGAGUGCUGUGGGAGUGGCGUUGCUUGGGGCUGCAUCGAGCUACUUUGCUUACCAAAAGAAGAAGCUGUGCUUCAAAAUCUCAGGUGGUGAUCCAGAAAGUGGAAACAAGACCCAGUCUGGGACCCAAUCAGAACCUCAAAUUCUCAGCAACCUGCUAAGGUCAUCAUAAUGCCUUCAGCCAAGUCUCUACUUUGAGGAUCAGCGUAUCCCAACACCAUUUUCCUCGCUUCUACAAAAGUAUGUCUGUGUUUAUAACUCGAGUAGGAUAAACACUUACGUUUCAGCUAUUGAUGAUGAAACUUAUUUGAAACAGUAAAGUGGGUUUAUAAAUAUUAUUUUGUAAAAGGCUUCACGUUCACAUUUUGCUGACUCAUAUUCUGCUUUACUUGUUCUGUAGACAACUAGAAAAAUGCACUAUCCUCUCCACUGAACAAAACCUUUUUACAUACUGUGUGGUAAAGUACAUUUGGAAUGAAAUAGAAGUAAUUUUAAGGCUUUUAGAGUUUGAUGUUGUACACGAUAAUAUUACCCUCCCAAGUUAUUUCCAUAGAAAAUUUCCUAUGGGAAUACACAAACCAGGUCUGGUUAUAGAACAGUCUCAUUUUCAGAUGUAGUCAUUAUUGUUUUUAGGACAAAACAAUAACCCUUUAUUUGUAUGAAUUAAAGUAUUAAAGACAUUCUUACUGCCUUUGUCUUGCAAUCUAAUUUUAGAUUAAAAAUGGGUGACAUAUCUAUAAUUUAUUAUGAAUCUCAUUUGUUUGGUUGCGAGCAAAUGCUUUCAUUAUUUCCAGUGCUGCUUAUGAAAUAGUUCUGAAGCAUUUGUCUCAGCGAGGUAUUAGUUUAGCAGGUUAUAAAACAGUAGAACCCUGUAUAGGUAGAUUCAUUUGAAUGUGUCUUCAUAGGCCACCGAGUAAACCUAAUUCAAAACAGCCUUUUCUAUACUUGGUGAUCUUGAAUACAGUGUACUUGAGUCCUAAAACAUGUUUGUGAUCCACACGCCUGUUUGAAGGGCCCUUUUUGUAUUAUAUAGCAUGGUGCAUUAUGUCAUACAUUACAAAAUUCCUUUGGUUUCGGAGCUGAUCUGUUUUCACCUUGUGAAAGUUAAGGAGCUGGCGGUAUGACCAGUCUGCACAAGGAGAAAUAGUAAGUGUAUGUGAUUAUAUAUAACAGCUAGAAAAAAGUCUGGAAGAAUUAACUGCAGGACUCACACAGCUUACUCUCUGACCAAGAGCACACAGUAUUAAAAUGCUAAAAGAGCAACAUCGUAUUCUUGAAACAUCAAGAACCUGUACACUAACCCCUUCAGUUCAAGUUCCCAGACUCCAUGGCACAUGACUGGAGAACAGGAGGUCUCAAAUCUAGUCAUCUUCAGGGGAAAUAAAACUUUUAUUUUAUAGCCUGUUCAUCAUUCGAUUUUUAGUUGUGAUGCUUGUCUUAAACCAUUGUUUUCUUGUUUUGAAUAUUGACAGCAUGUAGAAUUUGAUACAGUACAUGUGCACUUUAAUCACAAUCACCAAAAACUUUAAAAUCCAACAGGAAUAAAACAUAAGUAAAAAGUGUUUGGUUGAUUUCUAUCCCUGUAACAUCUUUGAAGGGUUUGUUAAAAGGGAAAGUGAUUUUUAAAAUUUAUUGGAAUAGUUUGUACUCUUUAUGAAUCCACUAAUCCUUCUUGUGUUUCUGCAUUGUUUGGAGUGUUUUUGAGUGCGUGUGUGUACCUUUCUUAUUUAAAGACGAUGUACUUGUAUUCCUGAAUGGUAAAUGUAAAAUGAAGUUCAAUGAGUAAACUUCAUAUGGAUGAAAUUCACAAACUGAACACAAAGGAGAUGGUUUAAUUUGGAAGAUAUUUUUAACACAGAGAGAAACCAUGAGCUUUAUUGUGUGUUAGAAUGAAAGCUGCCACCUAGGACUUAAAAUAGAACUGGAAUUGUUCACACAGCAUUUAUUUUAAAAACUACUUUUUAUUAAUAGUUAUCUGCGGACAGAAAAUUUCCUUUUUUGUAGCCUUAUUUUUUUUUCACAUGGAGUUUUGCCAGCAAAGAAAAAUAGGGAUUCACAUCAUAUAUUAUUGAAGAGGCUAAUAAAAAUGUAAGAAUGAGAUUUUGCAAAUUAAACACAAGAUAUCAUAAAGAAGUUUACCUUUGGGAAGAACUGACAUUUGCACACUGUUCUGAAAAGACUAUAAGGUUUUAUUUUCUCCUCUGCCCAAAUACUUUACUUUCUUAAUUUGCUGCUUUCCCAAAUUACCUAAAUACAUUUGAAGCAAUCCCAACUUUUUUUAACUGUUACACAAAGCAGUUUCACACCAAUCUUCCCAAAGUAGACUGCAAAAAUGUAUAAACAUAAUACUCUGAAGUGAUCUAGUAUUAAAAUUAUUUUGGUUAACAUUGACAUUUAAAACAAUUAGUUAUUCUGCUCUCUCAAAAAAGUUGACUUUAAUUCUCUCUGUAUUACAUUUGUUGCAGGUGUCUAUAAAAGUGAUUGUAUUGUUCUUGUGUAUCAUUUAACGUGGUCUAAACUGAAUAAAAUGUGCCUUUUUUAAUUGUG